Molecule: messenger RNA, 5751 nt
Organism: Zonotrichia leucophrys gambelii
Lineage: Eukaryota; Metazoa; Chordata; Aves; Passeriformes; Passerellidae
Gene: LIN28B
Product: lin-28 homolog B
Exons: 4
Coding region: 264-1016 (250 amino acids)
Biological process (GO): pre-miRNA processing
Cellular component (GO): cytoplasm; nucleus
Molecular function (GO): mRNA binding; zinc ion binding
Source: RefSeq, a predicted model, not a curated record
CUGCCUGCUGCCAACCCCUUAAGGAUCCGAUGCGAAAUUAGUAGCAAGAAAGCAUGUAAUUGACCGAGUCACGUGUGCGCAGGGGGCCAGAAACGGAGCGAGAGAGACGGGGAAAAAAUCAAAAGAGGGAAAGCACAUUAGACCAUGCGAGCUAAAUUUGCGAUCGUUCAAAAUCAGGAUGUUAGAUUAAUGCAGAAGACCACUUCGAUCCACAGGGAAAGUUUUCGUCUCACGAGUUUGGAGCAGAGGGCCCGUGGGGCAACAUGGCCGAAGCAGGGGCGAGUAAAGGUGGAGACGAGCCCGGGAAGUUGCCGGAGCAGGAGGAAGAAGAGGAAUCCCAGGUUUUGCACGGGACCGGCCAUUGCAAAUGGUUCAAUGUGAGAAUGGGAUUCGGGUUCAUCUCCAUGAGCAACCGAGAGGGAAGCCCCUUGGAGUCUCCAGUUGAUGUCUUUGUACACCAAAGCAAGCUUUACAUGGAAGGAUUUAGAAGCCUAAAAGAAGGAGAACCUGUGGAAUUUACUUUUAAGAAAUCUUCCAAAGGCCUUGAAUCAAUACGGGUAACAGGCCCUGGGGGGAGCCCCUGUUUAGGAAGUGAAAGACGACCCAAAGGGAAGACAGUACAAAAAAGAAAACCAAAGGGAGAUAGAUGCUACAACUGCGGUGGCCUCGACCACCACGCUAAAGAAUGUAGUCUACCUCCGCAGCCAAAGAAGUGCCAUUACUGUCAGAGCAUCAUGCACAUGGUGGCUAACUGCCCCCAUAAAACUGUCUCGCAGCAGCCCGCUAGUUCUCAGGGAAGACACGAAGCCGAGCCGCAGCCUUCCACUUCUGCCUUGCUGAGAGAAGGGGGAGGAUCGCACGGCUUCUCGUCUCCAUCGUACUCUCAGGAAGGCAGGCCGGAGAUGUCGGAGCGCUCGGGCAGGUCACCGCAGGAAGUGUCGUCGAGUAAGUUGUCUGCGUCGCCUGAAGAACCAAACAGAAAGGGGCCUUCUGUUCAGAAAAGGAAAAAAACUUAAUGCAUUUUUCAUAAUGUUCCGUUUUCUUUACCCUCUUGGGAUGUCUACCUCAUGCAAGUACAGGGGAAAUAAUUCAUUAUCAGUAGCUGACCUGGAAUUUUAACUACUGUUGAGGAACUGUGAAUGUUUUGUUGUUUUUUGUUGUUUUUUUUUCUUUGAUAGACAAAUCACUCCAAACAAAAUACAUUUGAGCAGGGUGCAUUAUGUUUUACUUUCUGUGUGUAUGUGUGAGUGUGCAUGCAUGUGUGUGUAUGUGUACAUAUCUAUAAAUAUAUAUUUUUCCAUCAGACCAUUCUCCAGAUCCCACCAGACAUUACUGUGAAGCAAAAGUCACUGUACCCACCCAAUGUUCCUGAACUCAUUCCUAGAACCAGUUUCUAAACGUGUUCAGAAAGCAAACAAGAAAACCCAAUUUUCUGAAAUUUCACUCAGAAACAAACCAAACCUGAUAAACCACACAAAGAACUGAGAUCAAGACUGUUAUGUUUCUUGUGAACCAAAGGAUACUUUCAUAUUUUAAAGCUGCCAUAUGGUACUAAAGAUACUAAGACAUCCCCUGUACCAUCAAUUUGAAUUAUUUCCUUUUUCAUCUCCACAAAAUAUCAAAACCCUCCCUUCCCCAUGCCAGUGCAGGGCAGUUUCAUGACUCAAGACAACUCUCAUUGCCACCACCCUUUGUUGGUGAGGAGUUUAAAGCUCCAGAAGAGACAAUGAAUGUGUAGUUUCUGUGAUGGUUUCUCAAAACAUUUUGUUAACUUAAUAUGAUUGUAACUGUAAUUUAGAUGUCUGUUGUGUAGGGGAGAAUGUGUAAGUUGUUACCAAACAGACCCUUUUGAGUGGUGUCAGGAUGCCAUCCUGCUUAGCCAUUUGUAUACUGUGAACAUUUAGGGUACCUUGGUGGCAGUAGUAGCCGCAGCAGCAGCAAUUUCUCUUGGUCCCAAGUAGUGUCCCUCAAUUUGAAGGGUCUUCCCCUUUAUUUCCUGUUGAAAUACCAUGGAGAGAACUCCCUAGGGAUUUUUAUUGUUGUUGUCUGUUUGGGUUUUCAAGAAAACAAAAUGCAAAGCUAACGAGAUCCUGGGCUGAAUAGUUUCCUAAGACUAAAUGUUGAUGGGCACUUGGGGUUGCUCAGCUGGCCUCCCUAGAUGGUGAUACAGCAUGGGUGCAGACCUGCAGAUUUGCCAGAAGCCCUGGGCAUUACCUGCUUCUGGUGAACUGGGGGCUGCAGCUGACCAGCCUUGGUGCCGAGUGCCCAGGACCACACACUUCUGUGUGAAGGAGGAGGAAGAUUGGUGGCCUCAGAGUGAGACUCCCUGGGCUGCAGGCCUUGCCCGGGGUUAAUAGAGUUGGAGCCUAUCAAAACUUCAAGUCGCUUUCCAUUUGUAACUUUUGAAUUACCAAGUCAUACGUAAGAUAACGUACUCUGACAAAUCCCAUUGUGGAUGUAAGUUAAUUAGAGAAACCUGUAUAAUCCUUAACAUUGGCAAUAAACACAGGCUGUUAAAGCUUGAAAGUGUCGGGUAGGUUUAAGCUCGGAUAAUCAAACUAAAGAAACAGCCUGCAUGAAAGGCUGCAGCGAGCCAAAGUCCUACCCUGGUAACUCCUCUGCAGCCGAGGGUUACACCAGGUAUGAGCUGGCUCACUGCCUGGCCUUUCCCCUUCCCACUUGUCCUGCCACAUGAGACUUUUACUGGUGCUGCUGCUGCUUCAGUGAACAGGUAGUCAUCAAACUCCUCAGUGAAGGGCGCAAUUUCGAGAGAGAAUUAUUUUGUGUGAAUUCCUUGCCAGUGUUUGCAAGAAUCUCAAGGUUUGUACUGAAGUUCUCAGUAAUGCUAAUGCAAAGCUUACCUUUGACGAUAUUGAAUGUGAUAUAUCUAUAGAGAACGUCCUUGCCUUACGUAAGGAUAGUAAACUUAUUUAAAUUAUGUAGACAAAUCAAAGUGGCAUUGCUUAACCUUCUAGUCGAUGUAAAAACCAGGUUAAACAGCAAAGGUGCAAAACUUAGGUCACUUUGAAAAUUUAAACCAAAGUUCCUUAUAGAAAUAGGCAACUGUGGAUUUGAAAACUGGUCAUUCCCUGUUUAUAUGUAAGUUCAGAGCUGAGAUAAGGAAAUGUUUUCAACAUGUGGAUUUUUGUAGGUGCUGUUUGAAAUCACUGUGCGCACCAAAGUCAGACUGAACUGCUAAGAGCACAUACCAAACCCUACCUUAUUGUUGAAAGCUUAAGGUUUUAUUUUUAUAUAUUAGAAUGUUAUCACUGUUACAUAACAUACUCAGGACAAAGAACUUUGCUCAGGGAAUAUACCAUGUAAUGUUUUUUCUUUACAGAAUAGUCUACAGACCUGCUUACUCAGAACAAACCAAAUAGACCUUUUUAUCUCUGUAUAAGUAUUAUGUACUGAUGUUAGUAACUACCUCUGAGUUGAUGUAGACCUACGUUUCUGAUAAUCAGAUCUCAGCGUUUUGUAUUAUAAGUUCCUGUGAAAUGAUGAAGUGGUAUUAUGUACUGGUUGCUUAUGUGAGCAUUUGUGUCUUUAUAUUCACAGGGUCUGAGUUUUCAGAGAUGCUGGGCAACCACAGCUCCCACUGACUUCCAGUCGGAGUUACUGGUGCUUGGCUUUUCUAGGAGGGGAGGGAUGGGGGAUUGGGGUGGAGGGGGAAGAACAAAAACACAAAAGCAUCAAGCCCACUUUGUUUACAUAGGUGACAAUAAAAUUAUUAUUCUGUUUACAGCAAAAGGCUACCUCAUAUCUACUGCAUGAACACACCUUUGUGCUGCUGUGGCCUUAAAGGUGGCUGUUGAUCUAUGGUACAUACUUUUUAUCUGUACUGAAUAUGUGACUGUUAGUUCACCACUGCAGACGUUAUGGUAAAUACUUGUUUAAGAUGAAGCAUCCAUUUGAAAUUAUGAGACCCUUCCAAACAUUUCUUUGAAAGUUUUUAUUUUUCUGUCCAAAGGAUUAUGGGCACUGUUCAUGGGAAUGAAUACAGCUCCAGAAGAGACAAAAACGUACAUGCCUAAGUUGAACAUAUAGCAGCAUAAGCUGCAGCAGGUAACUACUUAGCACUGGGCUGCAGUAGGAAAAAAAAUCUAGUUACACUCCUUCAAUUGGCUGCUCCAAAUAAGCAAAGAACCUUUUAAAGGAGGAGGCACAGACUGAGUUUGGAUUCUUCCUUCAUGCCUAAGGACAAAAUUAAUAUUCGGCAGCAUUUGCUCAGGCUAGAUCUCCCCCUAUUCACCAGCCUGUCCUUGCCAGAGCGCUCCACAAUAAAACUCAUUUGAGUAGAAAUAGUUCAAAUAUCUGCUCAGACAGAUGUAUUUUUCUCCUAACAAUAGUGGAGAUAAGGUUAAACCUGAAGCAAGAAUCUCCCUCCCUCCCCUUCCCCCAUCCCAAAAUGCUCAAUGUGAUUUAAUUGUAAGGGACAUUGUGAGAUAUUUUUUACUCUUCCCCAAGGAGAGGUCACAGUAUUUAAUUACAUGCUACAAAAGAUAGGCCAUGAGGAAGACUCUUGGAGGAAGAGCCAAAUAACUUUUUGCUGCAGUUAAUGGUAGAUCUGGCAUUGUAAUACCGUUUGCAAUAUUUUGCCUUUUGCCAGCUUUCAGGGAGUGCCAAACACCACAUUUGGAUCCUACCUCUUCCCGUUGCAGGCCACCUUUUUCAGCCAUUUUAUUCUGCACCAGUGUUAUCCUGGAGUUCCUGCUUGGUUCCUGCUAACUUAGUUUUGUUAAUAGAACCCCAUUAAAAAAAAAAAAAAGUGCUUAUAGAUCUUGUACCAUUCUUUGUAAGAAGAAUUAUAAAAGAACAUGGGAAAUCGCAUGGAGUCUUAAAUUUAAUUUAAUUAAUUUAUCUGUAAGAAAUGUUUAUCAUAAAAAAUAUAUAUGUAUUCCCCUGUGCUAGAUAUAACAGUAAUUGGGAAGAUGUGUACAUGUGCAGAUGCACUGAUUUUAAUUUCCUAGAAGUCUUAAUGAGAUUUGAGUAUUGUUUUAGAAACAAGCAGAGCCUUGUUAAAUGCAUCGAUCUUACUUUGCUUAGUUUUAUCAACAGCCUCUUUAAGAUCCAGUGGUUGUGUUACUCCUGUUACAAUUGUUGACUGAUAACAAGAGGUUGAUCUAUGAACACACAUUUCUUUUUUUUUGUAUAAACCAGGGCUGUGUAUCAGCAGCUGUGGCAGUAUUUUUCUGAGAAUGUUGAAAAGUAGCAAGGUAUUUGCUACCAUUGUCAUUGAACCAAAUGUGUGAAUAUCUUUACAAAGGACAAUGGUUUUGACUACCUCUUGGAUUACUAAGUUAAGCAACAACUGUCUGACAAACAUCACCAGACUGGCUUUAACUAGUAUGUGUUGCUUGUGAUAAUAAUAACAAUAACCAUACUAGAGACCAAAGUGAACACUGAUUUCUAUAUGUUUUUAAUACUGUGUCAUAUCUAGUGUUUUUAAAUUAUCUCUGUAGUAUAGAUUACCUCAUUGUCCAUUUUGACUUGUAUGUUGUUUACAAGGUGAAAUAAAAGAAAAAUCACUUGAAUUUUAUGUUGUAAGAAAAAAACCUUGAGUUGAAGUUUUGAAAGUCAUUUCACCUGUUUACUGUCUUGAGGGACUAAAGCACUGAUUGCCUUUCUACAUAUCAUGUAUUUUAUAUCCUCAUUUCAUGCCUAAUGUCUUUUUUUUCCUGUCAGUCAUGGAUAUUGAGGUUGAAAAGAAUUACUUGAUUAAAAAUAAAACAUAUAACAUUGGCAUUUACA